Papaver somniferum (opium poppy) is the source of this 886-nucleotide messenger RNA. RefSeq lists its product as uncharacterized. The record is from RefSeq and is a predicted model, not a curated record. The transcript is spliced from 4 exons. Bases 213 to 683 code for a protein of 156 amino acids. NCBI's taxonomy places the organism in Eukaryota, Viridiplantae, Streptophyta, Magnoliopsida, Ranunculales, Papaveraceae.
CACCACAUGAAAUCGGAAAUGGACGACGUGGAACGGGAUUCCGACGGUGUAAACUUGUGUCAAUAUUUUUCACUUACCAGCCUAAAAAACCCAUCUUCGCUCUACGCUCCAUAAGAUUGGAUACGCUUGAUUUCAACUCUAGCAGCUCGAACAUUAUUUAUGCAUCAUCAAAUGUUUCACUGAUUUUAAAAGCUCAAAACCCGAAUAAGAUCAUGGGUUUGAGCUAUCAACAUUCGAGUUUUGAUGUUCUUUACGAGUGGAUUCCAAUAGGAAACAUGGAGGUUUCGAAAUUUUACCAACCUCCUCGCAGCACAAACGUGAGUGUGGAGAUGCAUGUUUUGUUCGAUCACGUUAAUGUUACGCAUAUAAUCGAUAAUCUUCUUCCCUUAAAUGAGAAUUCCUCGAAGAAAAACAGCAGUAUGAUUGCUAGCCUUGUUAAGCUGCGCAGCAGCAUCAUUGAGUUGCGAAUCGUUGGUUAUAUUGCUGCUCAUGUACACCUCUGGCACAUUACGUUUCCGAAGAUUAAGGUUUCCCUUGAUUGCCAGAUGAGUAUUGAUUACAAAAGAUUUAUAUCAAACCAUGGAAUUCGCCAAACCAUGAAACAGGAGAAGGGUGUAGCUUCCAAAAGCAAGACGGGCUUUCCAUCUUUCACCAAGAAGUGUUCUUUAGCUUUGAAUGUGUAGGAAAACAAGUCCAAAGAUUAGUUCGCAUGAAGUUUUUUUGAAUACUUAAAGAAAGGACGGACCUACGGAGGGACUAACUAUGGAGGCUAUAGCUCGUCCCUGUUGGAUUAACUUCAACAUAGAAGUCACUAACAAGUUGGUUAGGACAAGAUUAGGAAAUUGAUGUAAUCCUAAGGGAAUUAGAAGUCAUAUAGUUCUAAGAA